AGUGUGGCUCCUCCAGAGUCUGGAUUUUGGCUGCCUUGUCGAUUAGGUCCCUCCCUGUCAUGUCUUGACAGGUUUGCUUGACACUGUACUCAUCUUUGGAAAGAUGGUCUGCAGUAUCUUUUAAAGCUGCAAACUUUGCUCUUGUCUGUCACAAAGUUCCAAGAAAACGCUUUGAGGUGUAGAGCUGCAACAUGACAAAAACAUUUCAAUCCAAGGAAUUUGAAUACUUCAAAGGCUUCCUAGACACUGUAAUAUUAGACCAUGUCAUCCCUUUUGUUUGGCUUUUAAUCAUCCUCCCUUUGGAGGCUUAUCGCGUGACGGAGAGGGCGGACAGUUUGUGCGGUCCACUCAGACCGUCUCACCGGAGGAGGGUAAGGGUGCUGGCUAAAAGCGUGCCGAGUUAUUGGAUACGUGUUGUUGCUAGGGGCGUGGGUUGCGUCGUGCAACCGAUUCCUCCCCAAACCUCAAAGAAAGAAAGCGAGAGAAUGGAAGGAUGAACCCGGGAAGACAAGGGUGGCAACAUCAGCUGGUCCAGAGAUGCGCGGACAGCUGCCUGAUCCGACCUGUGCCGCAGUGAGCAUAAUCUCAUAAGCGCUUCUGUCCAUCCGUUACUCUGCUGCAGGACGGCUCUGAAGGGAGAAAAAAAAGAAGAAGAAGAAAAAAAAAAGAAAGUGCGUGCGGACUGUUUUAUUGAGAAUUAUGCUCAGCUCUCACUUGUCGGAGCAGAAUCGCGUCAGCCGCUGAUUCCACUGAGUCAGAGUGCGGGAUGGGGAGAGAGAGGACAGACCGCUGCGCACUUUCUCUGUCCCGUGAUGUGUUUUCGGAGCGGCUGGUGCGUGGCACAGUUUCAACAUCCUGGUCUAUAGGCCGGGGAGGAUUUGCUUGAGGAACGUAUUUUUUUUGCAGCGGGAAUCUGAUGCAAGGUGGAUGAAGGGGAUUCGGUGAGCUCUGGCCGGCGAUGACAUCAGGCUGAAGUGUUGCAGUGAGGCGGUUUGGGAGGCGUGAGGUGGCGUGGAGCAAUGCGUGCAUCCUCCGAGCUGGACGCCUUCAGGGGAACGAGCUACGUCCUGAGCAAAUUCAAGACAUUAGGCCACUCAUCCUGAGCUGAGCUGGCCAACUGCGUCACUGCAAGUGCAGGUAGGCUGCAAACUCCCCUACGUAGUCGGGAGAGGAGCAUGCUCCCCAGCCCUUCCUGCACCAUGUCGCCGGUUAGUGUCUUGACAAUCUAAGGGGGGAUGAAUUCAGCUGACAUUUCCAGCAAAGAUCCGCCCCUAGGAUCCACGUUUUCCUCAGCUCCUAACCUGGACUCGGACAUUAACGCAAACGCGUGCAGGCAUGUGUAUGAGAAUGGGAUGGACCACAAUGUCAACAUCCAGAACGAAGCGCUCCGCGGGGCCAGCGACCCCAGCUCCUACCCCUCCACGGAGUACCAGGGGCUGGGCCGCCGCAGGUUCAUCCGCCGGAGUCUGUGGGUGUCGGACCACGACGAGCAGCCGCUGGAUACGUCGGAUCUCGUCACCAGCAGCCCGGUGCCCAACAUCGACCUACGGACUAUUGUGGAUCGGAGUCGGACCCGGGCUCUGCUUCCAGAGACCUCCAGCACGGAGAGCCAGGUGGGACUGAAGGACAGCGCCACGGAAAGCGUGAGCGCCGAUGAGGAGCGUGGGGACAGGUUGGAGACGGGGCCCAAGGAGGACCCGGGUCCAUCAGAUGUUACAGGUAAAGCAGGCAGCGACGAGAACGAAGAGGAGCCCGGGAUGAAGGCUGUGUCCACCUCCCCCGGUGGACGCUUUCUGAAGUUUGACAUUGAGUUGGGGAGAGGGUCUUUCAAGACCGUCUACAAAGGUCUGGACACGGACACCUGGGUGGAGGUGGCCUGGUGUGAACUGCAGGAAAGAAAACUAUCCAAAGCGGAGAGGCAGAGGUUCAAAGAGGAGGCAGAGAUGCUGAAGGCCCUGCAGCACCCCAACAUCGUGCGAUUUUAUGACUUCUGGGAGUCACCAGUAAAAGGGAAGAAGUGCAUCGUCCUUGUGACAGAGCUAAUGACAUCGGGCACGCUGAAAACGUAUUUAAGGCGCUUCAAGGUUAUGAAGCCCAAAGUCCUGAGAAGGUGGUGUCGGCAGAUUCUCAAAGGUCUCCAUUUCCUCCACACAAGGACGCCUCCCAUCAUCCACAGAGACCUCAAGUGUGACAACAUUUUCAUCACUGGUCCAACUGGCUCUGUCAAAAUAGGAGACCUUGGAUUAGCAACCCUAAAGAGGGCUUCUUUUGCCAAAAGUGUUAUUGGUACUCCAGAGUUUAUGGCCCCAGAGAUGUAUGAGGAGCACUAUGACGAGGCUGUGGAUGUCUAUGCUUUUGGGAUGUGCAUGCUGGAGAUGGCCACCUCAGAGUAUCCUUACUCUGAGUGUCAGAACGCUGCUCAGAUCUACCGCAAAGUCACAAGUGGAGUGAAGCCUGCCAGCUACGGCAAAGUCAGUGACCCAGAAAUUAAGGAAAUUAUUGGGGAGUGUAUCUGCCACAGAUGGGAGGAGCGGUACUCCAUCAAGGACCUCCUGAACCAUGCGUAUUUUGCCGAAGACACAGGAGUCAGGGUUGAGCUAAACGAGGAGGACGAUGGAAAAAAAUCAUCCAUUGCUUUAAAGCUGUGGGUUGAAGAUCCUAAAAAGCUAAAGGGAAAAUAUAAGGACACUGGUGCUAUUGAGUUUACCUUCGACUUGGAGAAAGAAGUUCCAGAAGUAGUUGCACAAGAAAUGGUGGAGUCAGGAUUUUUCUUGGAAUGUGACGUAAAGAUAGUUGGUAAAUCCAUCAGAGACCGCGUGGCUCUAAUAAAAUGGAGGAGGGCAAGGACUGGCUCACCAAAUGGAAACAGUGAAGUGAAGAAGACGCAGCAGAACCUUCUGCAGGUCCCUGGUACUGGUCCACCCGAGGAAACCAUAUUCACCACUGCAGAUUGUGAGGACCAAGAAACUCUGAUCUGCACUGUUCCUGUAAUCACACCUGCCACAUCUGAUAGCGGAGCGAACGCCAACGUGCAAUUAGACGAUCUGAGCAAUCGGCAGAACGGUCCCUACCAGUCACUUCCAGAACCCGUUUCCACUGCACAGAUGCUCUACAGUCCUCCUUCACACGCUGACUCCCAGCUGCACCAAGGAUGCUACCAGCAAUCUGCAGGACAGGCCUCACAUGAAAACAACAAACAGCCAACCACGCAGCCACACCAGGGAGCCUACCAGCCUCCCGCAGCAGAUCAGCUGCAUCCUGGGACCUUCCAGCAGCCUGCGGCACAACUGCACCAGGGGCCUUUUCAGUGUCAAACACGCCACUACAGUGAUCCUUUUGUAUGUCACAAGACUCCGCUCGCCGCUGAAAGCGCAGCGUGUCUUAGGCGUGGCAGUGCCCCCACAGUAGAGAUGUUACAGUGCAGGAUGCACUCCCUCUCUCAGACAAAGAACCAAAGUCUGUUGCAAGCUCUCUCCUCGUCUGACAGUUCACAGAGUUCACUGCAGUCUGCAGACUACCUAUCCUCAAACGAUGCCCACAAUCCCUCUUUAUUGUCGUCUCCUUUCUUGCCUCCGCAUCAGCUUUCUCUCCGUGACUCAGCAGGUUAUUCAAAUUCACCUCACCCUCCCCUGAUUUUACAACCUCCCUCGGCACACCGUCUUAGCAUGCCACGCAGCCCACAGCGCCACCACCGCCGACAUCAGUGCAAAGCUUGCAUGUCUCUCCUCUUUAAGGACAAGCUGGAAGGAGGCGGGUGGCGCAGACGCACUUCUAGCACAUCCAACUUAGACGCAUCUACCUCUGUUCCUUUGCUAAAGUCUUCACAGGCCACUUCACCUCAUGUUUUGGGCUCACCUGCUGAACCGUCACCAAACAGCAAGCCAAGCAAGGCCGCCUCACCUUCACACCUUUCCACAUCCUCAUCAGUCGUGUUUCCACUUGGUUUAUACGAAGGUGGAGAACUCCGCCUUCUCAACUACUGUCUCCAUCACAUUGUCAGUCGCAGAACCAGCUCUCCCACCCUCCCUGAAAGAGGAGGUGUAAAUCACCCACUGCAGAGCCACAUCUUGGACUCCGACUACUCUGUAACUGAACAUAAAGGGAAAAGUCAGAGCCUGGAAGCCCCUCUUUCCCGAAUCCCAAACUUUGAUGAGAACUUGGUGCUGUCAUCACUUUGCAGCAAAGGCAGAGCAGAUCACAUGACGGUUUCUGCUCCAGCUACUCCAGUGCCCCCUGUGCAGCAGAGCAGACAGACGUCCCAGAGUUUCCCAGCCGCAGCCCCGACUCUGCAAACGCAUCUUACUGUCCAGUCCACCCAGGCGCAGUGUCAUCUCCAACCAGCUGCCGUCCCGUCUCAGUUGUUUUCUGCUGACCAGCCGUCGUCACAUCUGAGUCCUCCUGAUUCCGCUGGCAGGUUUCCGCUCUGCAGCGCUCCUCCCCCUCUGCUGCCCCUGCCCAUCAGCACACAGUUUCCCUCCCCAUAUCCUGUCGUUCACAUGCCCGCUCCCUUUUCCCCGGCUUCCCUGCCGUCCACCUUCAGCAGCAGCGACGCUGCUAUGUCUACCUCUUACUACUCACCUUCACCUCUCCUCCCCUCCCUCCCGCUCAGCCCCCACACAGCUCUGACAUCUAUUUCUUCUCUUGGGACUCCUCAGACUCCCAUGUCCACGCCUCAAAAUGUCCCCAGUUUGCCUCUCUCUUUCCCUCACCUGGGAAUAGUCAAAUCCCCUGUGGUGCCCCAGCAGCAGGUUGGCCCACACACAUCUCAGCAGCACACCAGUAGCCUCCAUUCCACCCAUCCCUUACCUUUCUCCCAGGUACAACCCACCCCAUUCCCUGUCCCCCACCCUGAGCAGGAACUGGCUGACCAGCCUGUCCAGGUGGCUGCUCCCCAUGGGACUCUGAUAGAUGUUCAGCAUUUGGAAACAGCUCACCCUGUCUUACCCACUGGACACACUCCGAUAUGGGGAAGCAGAAUGGACACAGACUCUCCUGCAGCUGCAGCGUCUCCAGUCCCCGCUCCAGCCUCAGUUUCCGUCUCGACUACGAUUCAGUUUGAAGCCAAAGCCCCGGUGCAAACUCCUCCUCCAGCUCCAGGGUCAGCUCAGGCUGCAGCAGCACCUCAGACUCCAACGCAAGCUCAAAAACCACUGCAGCCUGUGACCUCAGCCCAACUUCAGGCACCAAUAUCUGCAUCGACUUUUACUGUCGAGCUCACAAUGGUCUCCUCUGUGAGCUCAGCUGCAACGCAGACCUCCACCCCGGGUUUGAUCUCAGACUCAGCUCCUGUCAGUCUGUCAGCGCCGAGUCAGGCUGCGGCUCCUGCUGGAGUUUCAGUUCUGCAGCCCGCUGGCGUCCACACAACAGUCCCAGUGUCCGAGUCCGCCGGCCUGGCUCAGCACAGCGUGGAGGCAACAUCCGUCCCUGGGAGCUUCCAGCAGGAGGCCUGCACAGAGGAUGUCCUUCGUGACAGAGCAAUAUCACUGUCCAGUUACACCUACGACAGUGUUAACUCUGACGUAGCCUCGGGUCGGGAAACAAGCGACGGCUAUGAAAGCUUAGCAUGUGGGAGCAAAGGUGACUCAAAACCCAGGAAACAUCAUCGCAAGUCGGCUCGCACACGUUCCAGGCAAGAGAGGACCAGCAAACCCAAACUGAGCAUGCUCAAUGUUUGCAACACCGGUGACAAAAUGGUUGAAUGUCAGCUGGAGACUCACAACCACAAAAUGGUAACAUUUAAGUUUGACCUGGACGGAGACGCUCCGGAGGAAAUUGCCACCUACAUGGUGGAGAACGGCUUUAUUCUGCUGCUAGAGAAGGAGAUCUUCAUUGACCAGCUGAAAGACAUUGUGGACAAAGCAGAAGACAUGCUGCAUGAAGACAUGGGGGAUGAAAAAGACACAGCUUUGAGUGGCAGUCCUCUGCAGGGCCAGAUGUCUGAGGCAGGAGAGAGUCAGCAGUCAGGGGCACCGCAGCCUGUAUAUCAGCAGAACGUUCUUCACACCGGAAAGAGAUGGUUCAUCAUCUGCCCGGUGGAGGAGACGCCGCCCUGCGCUCAGGACACUCCGUCUGAGGGGACAGCGACGCAGUCACCCGGGAGCUCAGCCAACACCCAGCCUGCUGACAGCGCCACUGCAAAGCCGUCCACAUCCAGAGAAGAGGGGUCGUCCUCUACAAUGUCUGGCGGAAGUGGAGGGUUCGCUCAUGAAAUUUAUGGUUUCUACAGUCCUCCAAUAACAUCCAACACUGACCCCCUCCUCCUGGCCACCCUGUCGCCCCCCGUGUCUGCACCCCCCACCCUCCAGUCAGUUUCUGCAAUGGAGCCUGCAGGCAGUUCUCUGCAGCCCAGCUUGCAUGGAGCCAAGGCUCAAACGUUUCCCCCGUCGUUGCCCCAUGCCUCUUACCCAGUGGAGGACUCACAGGGGUCUCCUCUUGGAUCGCUCUCCCCUAUCCAUGGAGCUCAGAAGGCCCUCGAUUUGACCCACACAGCAUCUAUUGUUGAUGAGGUGCCCUGCUGUCCUCUUGUCAUACCCCUGUCCUUAGAUGUGAACGCUCCCCAGGGCAGGUCACCUCUGACCCCUCUCCCCCUCCAGGAGCUGGGUGCCACCAAAGAGCCGGCAUCUGUCUCUUACGCUCCUGCGGCGCGCAGCGAGUUGCCACAGCAGCCAGUCGUCCUCCACCAGCCUUUCUCCAACGUGGGAGGCUCCAAAGUGUCCUCGCUGCCCCAGAGCCCGGCACCGUCCCAGCACGGCGCGGGGCCAAGCGAGUCUGACGGCGAGGGACGGGUCGGCCGGGGAGGCUUCGUCGACAGCACCAUUAAAACUCUGGAUGAAAAACUGAGAAACCUGCUCUACCAGGAAUACGCUCCCAUGUAUCCAUCAGGCAGCGCGGCAGAGACACCGGGGUCUGGGACAGAGUACAUCCAGUUUCCUCCGGGCCCGGACAGCGCCACCGGAGGAUCGGGGAACAGCACCCCGGGACCGAUUGGGGAGGGACGCUACCGGGCAGGAGAACAACUCCCUCAAAUUCCUGAGAGAAUGGACAGCCUGAGCACUCUGAGCGACUCCGCUGUUUGUGCUUCUUUGUCAAGAAGACACGUUCCUCACUCCGUGUCCUGCUCUGGAACUAGAGGUCGAUUUAAGAUCAUGUCUGUUCCUCCUGAAGUGGCCAACAGAAGAGAUGUGAAGCAGAGGAGCUGGAGCAGCGCUGCCUCCCCUGCGCACCCCGGUGGAUACAACGGGGACCCGGUUCCCCCUGAAGCCUUGGCCACCUCCACCACCAUCGGACGUUUCUCUGUGGUGAGCACAGAAGACGACAUCACUCAGAGGACGCGCUGCAGCCGCUACUCUGCCCCGCCCGAUUUCUACCUGGACACUCCACCUCCCAUGGACUCAGGGGCAGAGAGCAGCCCUGCGAAGCUGGCUCCUGCCACUCCGUCCCAGUACGCGCGCUCCGAGCGCAGAGGAAGUGACCUCAUGAAAAGAGCAGUGGCUUUUCUCCGUCGCACCGGCCGCAGCAGCAGCGUGCAGAGCUCCGAUUCCCCGUGCAGACACGGAGGCUUGCCUGGCUCGGCCUACGCCAGCAGCGACAACGACUCCGAGAUGGAGGACUCGGACAUAAAGAGGGAACUGCAGAGACUUAGAGAGAAACAUCUGAAGGAAAUCUCAGAGCUGCAAGCACAUCAACGCGGCGAGGUGGAGCUGCUCUACCGCAGACUUGGUAAGGUUCCUCCUGCUGGCCUCGGCCUCCUACAUGUUGCACCGCACACAAGCCGCAGGAAGAGGUCCAGCAAACACAGACUGAAGCCCGGGAAGCUUCUCAGCCCCCUAGUUCAGCAGUUUAGGCACGUCAAAACCAAAAGCAGCGACUCCACUAAACCAGGUGCUGCUCCAGCUCCCAGUGAGCCAGCGGUGAGUCUAAACGGUUCUCCAGGCAGAACUUCCUUCCCGACCCACGGCAGGCCUCGGUCGUGUACCAGCCACCUUCCCAGCUCGGCCUCAGAGCCGGUGCAGACUCAGCAGCCCUGCUCCCUGAAAGGCUCCAUGUCCUCCGAUAACAUCUAUGCUGGACUGCAGGGAGACGUCGCCGGCACACAAGCUCAACCUGAACAGGGCUGGUCUAAUUACCCUCAACCGUCUGAGAGAGUGACCUAUAAGUCCAGUAGCAAACCACGAGCUAGAUUUCUCAGUGGGCCUGUGUCUUUGUCUAUCUGGUCAACACUCAAAAGGCUCUGUCUCGGUAAAGAGCGAGGCAGCAGGUCUGGGGCUUCAGCAUCUGGAGCCUUCAAUCAGUCACAGCAGAUGCACAGUGCUACGCCUCCGCCCCAGCAGCCUGUUGUUGGCCUGGCCCAAGCUCAGGCCAACAACAGCAACAACAAGACAGGCACAUCUAUGAGCCCCAGUGAAAGCAACCUACCUGAAGACCUACAGGUUCUGAUGGACGACUGGGCCCAGGAGGUUCUAAUUGUGACCCACCGACCUCGUACCGACUCUCUGAGUAUCCGUGGGCAGCAGCUGUGCCCCCAGGUUGUGCCUCAAACACUUGAACAGCCGCCUCAGGCUUUAAACGCAUCACCGUGGACUCCGCCCGGUCCAGAGGCUUGCGCCUUAUCCUGGCCUGAAAGCCCUGGGCCUGCAGUGAUGGCCAGCCCCGCGACCGGACCCUUUCACACGUAUCAGCUACACUCUCCUGCUGCGUUCACGGCUUUACCCUCCCCUCUGUCCUUCAAUCAGUGGCCUGGGUUUUUCUUUCCAGUUUCUGCCGGGGUCUUUGCCUUUCCUGCUGUGCCCUCCACCCUCUCCAGCCCUACUUCAUCUUCAUCUCAUCAGCUGACCGACCCCAAGGCAAAGACUCUCUAAUCUGGGUAGCAUUGUGUCUUCCAACUCUGUUACCAAAACCUUAACUUAUAUUUCAGCCGCUGUAGUCAAUAUAAUGUGCAUAGAGUGUAUAUAUUUAACCAGCAUGUGUUUAAUAAUAUGUAUAUAUAUAUAUAUAUAUCCAUCUCCACUCUUGAGUUUUAUGUUGUUUUAUUUCAGUCAACAACUGUCAUGUUCAUAAUAUUAUAGUAAAUAUUAUUUUACAUGCAGUAUACUGUUAGGAGAACUAAAAUUAGCCAGAUCAGCCUUGAAGCGCAGACAUCUGCCGGUGUUUAUUGAUGCACAUUAAUUCUCACAGAAUGUACAUGAUGCUCUGUUCAUUCAUUUUGUACUUAGAAAUAGAAGUUGUGUUGCUCAUUUCACCCCCCAUAUGUUUAUACAUACAAGCUGCCAUGUGUAUAUAUGAAUUUUUCUUUGUCUGUACAAAGCCUAUGUGUUUGUACAAUUAACAGAGGAUAAUCCAUAGUUUGGUGCUGCAGCUGUGGGUUUCAAUGCAGCACCUUAAUAGGAACCAUUAUGCCAUCACUGUGAAGACUUGACCUUGUGGUCACUAGGACCUGUUGCUUUACUCUGCUUUCUCAGCUCGGUAUGUAGACACGUUUCAUUCUUCACCAGUGAAACACUUCCAGCACAAGCGCUUGCAAUAUCCUUAAGAGGUUUGAAUGAGCUUGAACUUUAUCCUCAGGUGCAAGCCACACCUGUGAGAGUGCCUUGAACUGCAGUUUCAGUUUUCAAAAGAAAAGCAUUUAGAUCUAAAGCAGAAACUAAACUUGAUUAAUCCAUUCGCUGCUGCGUAUCUGUUAAAAAGGUUGCAAAAGGAAGCAAUCUGAGCGAUAUCUCCAAAUAUUUCCGAAUCUCGCCUCCUUCGGCACUCCCAGCAGGACACCAAAGCAUUCGCCAAGCAUUGAAGGUAGAGCGUGGAGCCACAUAUCUUCCUUGCAGGCUUCUAGAGCAUCUGUACUCAAUCUACUCAAGCCACACUUACUCACUCCUUUCAGUAUAGAAGGGCAGCAAACAAAGAUCCUCGCCUGACUUCAUUUUCGCUCAUUUUGGUGGCUCGUAUGUGGGACCUCAUUCAGUUGGUCACUCCUCACGUCUUCUCCAAAUAAGGAAGCAACUCUUAGUCUCAAGAAAUAAUGUUCAAAUGACACUGUGGGAUCAAACCUCGGGGUCCUACGUUUUUAUUUUGGGUGUGUUAGACUUGUUUUUUUUAUUUUGCUUUUUGAGGAAUGAUCACAUCAUCAGCAAAAUUGUCAUGAAAUGAGGUUCAAUGGAAAUGCUCCUUUAUUUUUUUUUUUUAAAUACUACAUAUCUUUACAAUUAAGAUAUAAAGUAAAAAAAACAACAUAAAAAUGAACAUAUUAGUGUAGUCAGUAUGUAAGGAUAGGCUGGGGAUGAAGGUUAUGCUUAGUUUUGUAGAUUGAGAGCAAAGAAGAACCGGACUGGGAGAAGCAGGGUUAGAGAAUGUCAGCACCUAAAACCUACAUCUGCAGCUGGACACGUUUUUAAAAUUGAGUUCAUAAAGAUUCAGAACACAAGCAAGUCCUGCACCCAUUACCACUGUCCUGGUUUCUUCCGUAUAAAUCAGACCUCCACUACUAGAUACGGAGGUCUAAAGACUCUUAACAAAACCCUGAUGAAGAAGCACCGUCUACACGACAUUACUUAGGACACGUAAAGUAUCAAAACUAUGUGAGUAAAGGUAGGUGCUUGUUCAAGCAUUCCAGUGAGAGUGAAGAGCUUUUAUAGUGUUCGUCAUCCAGUACAAUGUGCCACCUUGGCCGUUCAAAAUGUUCACAUUAAUGCUUGGACAAACUUCAACCAAGACAGUGGGACAAAGGAGACAACUUGUUAAACUCCUCCACAGAUCUACCACUCCAGAGAUUUUCAUCUGCUUCCGCACAAAAAUCUGGUCUGUCCUGAAAAAGUCACAAGCCUGAGAUUAUUAACAGAAUGCAUUUUAGGCAAACUGAGGAGAUUAUCUCAGUCCAACAGCGAGAACAGCCUUUUUUAAAGUCAUCCAAAAGCAUCUCUGUUUGAUUUAGGUCCGGUUUUUGGUAGCUGGACUCCAUUUGGCCUGAGAGCUGAUGACGCAGGUAGGAAACAGGUAAAAUAAACCUUGAACACAAAAAUGUUUUUCUCAGCAAACAUGUUUUUUAUAUUUAUUUUGACAUGAAAUUCACACUACAUGUCAGUCAACCUGAGUAAAACCUACAUGCAGGUUUUACUGUCUCUACCAGUUUUUCCUCAGUACUCUUUUGCUUUGGGACAACAAUUUUUUGAAUCAGUCAGAAAUCUUCCUAGAGGCAAAUGGACGCUGAGGGUUUAUGGUGAAGUUAUUUUCUUUUCACUUCUGUAUUAUGGCUGCAAAUGCCAUCACUGUGUCAUUCAGGAAGUUUGAAAUGCAGCAAAAUUAUUAUUAUUUUUUGAUUACUUGUGUUGUUGCUGACAACUCCUGUCACUUUUCCAUGUAAAAGGAUUAUUAGAGAUGCAUUUACUGAGAAAAAUGUUGACAUGUUUGAUACAUAUUUUCCGUGGAGAUCACUUGAGUUUACAUUGGGUCUUUUUAAACUCCAAAUGUUUAACUAGACAAGUACAAACGCCCGUCAUUUGAUUAGAUGGUGGAAUGAUAAGAAGCAAGCCACUAGUUGUUGCCUUUCACACAAGGUGACCCCCAUCAAAUCAAAUUAAGGCUUACUGAAGUACUGAUGUCUUAUGUUAAUUUGAGUCCAGCUAUAUCUUGCUGAAAUCUCUGAACCUUUAACUUCACAUCUCCACAGUCUGCUUGAAUUUACUGAAAUGCUAAAUGCUGGUGACCCACUGAAGAAUGAUGGUAUCAAAACCACAUUACAAAGAGGACAAAAGGACUUAAAAGUAAAAAUCAUCAUCAUCAUCAUCAUCAUCAUAUACCUCUUCUCUUGCAAUCUGUAGCUUUACAUACUGUUGCCUUCCUGAACUUGGAGAGAUUAUUGCGUGGAUAUUUUAUGAUCUAUUAUUUGUCUUUAAAAUGCUGGCAGUAGAAAAACAGAAUAAAGAAUGUGAAGACUAAGAUUUCUUCAAAGUCACCCGUGCUUGAACGUGUAAGUUAUAAAAAUACUUAGGAGUAACGUUUAUUAGUUUCUUGUUAAUCUUCAGACCUUUGCUCACAAUUUCAGUCCUCUGGUUUAUGACCUCAAGAAUAUUUUCCCCUUUCUGCGGUUUUCACUGAAAUGUUUGGCAUAAACCGUUCAGUCUGCUCUUCGAUCAGUUUCCUUUUUGGUUUGGUGAGGAUAGAAACUAACUAAUGUUCCUUACAUUGAUUAAACACAGACCCCAGACACACUUUAGAUAGUUCAAUUGUAAUUUCAUCAGUGUUUAUGAUUUCCCCUAAUAUAAAUUACACAAUUCCUGGUGAGCAGCAUGACAGUAUUUCUUAGCUUUUGGUCUCCAAAGCAGAGAUUCCUGAAUGUUUAUUUUUUUAUUUGUUGGGGGUGGGUCUCCUAUGCAGUCUUUCUUUUGUGCUUUACACUGACCCUUGUGUCUUGAAUCUCUUUAAUGCUUGCAUUUAAAUCUAGGUGUAUUAUUGCUUUUGCCUGCUGUCACCACUUGUCCCAACUCCCUGCCAACCUUGUCAAAUUAGUACUCUAAAAAAAAAAAGCUGUACAUAUUUGAAAAAGUCAAUAAUAAAAUUUUCCUUGACAGCACAAUA
This is a messenger RNA of Poecilia latipinna (sailfin molly), 12564 nucleotides long. It is a transcript of the gene wnk2, whose product is annotated as WNK lysine deficient protein kinase 2. NCBI's taxonomy places the organism in Eukaryota, Metazoa, Chordata, Actinopteri, Cyprinodontiformes, Poeciliidae. Bases 1236 to 8858 code for a protein of 2540 amino acids. Gene Ontology annotation, molecular function: ATP binding; protein serine/threonine kinase activity. The record is from RefSeq and is a predicted model, not a curated record. The transcript has 31 exons. Gene Ontology annotation, biological process: protein phosphorylation.